AUGGAGAGAGUCCAUAUCCAACCUUUUCUCCUCCCCCUUCUUUUGUUCUUCUUCCUCUCCUUUUUGGAGGCCGGAGCACAGAGCGAAGCACAAGCUCUCCUCAAAUGGAAGUCCAGCUUGUUUCAGGCAGAUGCUCUGAGCUCAUGGUCCCUUGCCAACUCUACCAGCCCAUGCAGAUGGUUUGGUGUUCGCUGCAACUCCGCAGGCAGCAUCGUGCAGCUAAGCUUACCCAAUGCCAACCUCGACGGCACCCUCGAUGAAUUAGAUUUUGCUUCUCUGCCCAGCCUCACCAAGCUCGACCUCAAUACCAACCUCCUCAACGGCUCCAUUCCUUCAAACAUCUCUGCUCUCUCCAACCUCACCUCUUUAGACCUCAGCAGCAACUAUCUCGCUGGGCCGAUCCCAUAUCAGCUCAGCAAUCUCCAAAAGGUACGCCACUUUGAUCUUGGAGCCAAUUACUUGGAGAACCCAGACUACACCAAGUUCAGCCCGCUGCCUUCGGUGACAUACUUGUCUCUCUGCGUCAACAGUCUGACAGGGAAAUUCCCACCAUUCGUACUCAACUGCACCAAUUUAACGUACCUUGACCUCUCGCAGAACAACCUGACGGGUAAAAUACCCGACUCGUUGUCGACCAAUCUAGUUUAUCUCGAGUCCCUGGAUCUUACCGCUAACUUCUUUAAAGGAGUCAUUCCCGUUUCCCUCGCGAAUUUGCCGAGGCUUCAAAACCUUCAUCUUGGACUGAACAAUCUCACCGGAGGGAUCCCGCCCAUCCUCGGGUCCAUCUCCGGCCUUCGAAUACUCGAACUCUAUAACAAUUCACUUGGUGGACCGAUCCCUUCUUCUCUAGGACAGCUCCGGAUGCUUGAGCGCAUCGAUAUCAAAGCAGCAGCAUUGAACUCCACUAUUCCUCCGGAGCUCGGCCUGUGUACUAAUCUCACCUACCUUGAGCUGUCCCUCAAUCAACUCACAGGUGGCCUGCCACAAUCCUUCUCGGAGCUAACCAAAAUGAGCGAGUUCGGGAUCUCGAGCAAUUUGCUCUCUGGCGAGAUCUCGCCGGACUUCUUCACAAAUUGGACGCAGCUUAUUUCCUUUCAGAUACAGAACAACAAGUUCGUUGGGCGAAUCCCACCGGAGAUUAGAUCGGCCACAAAGCUGCAAAUCCUAUACCUCUACAACAACACCCUAUCAGGUCCAAUCCCUCCAGAGAUUGGGAGGUUGGCCGACUUGCUGCAAUUGGAUCUGUCGGCAAAUUUUCUUAGCGGUCCAAUCCCCAGAACAAUAGAAAACCUCACACAGCUCACUGCCCUGGCCCUCUUCUACAACAACCUGAACGGCGCAAUCCCAGCAGAGAUCGGAAACAUGACGGCACUGGCUACUCUAGACUUCACCACCAACCACUUGGAGGGGGAGCUGCCGGCCACCAUUGCUCAGCUUCCAAAUCUUAAGCUCUUAUUAGUCUGCGACAAUUCCCUCUCUGGGCCGGUUCCAUCAGAGUUAGGUGAUGCUGCCGUGCUCAAUACUCUUGAUCUUUCAAAAAACAAACUCACUGGUCCGAUACCAACCAAGCUUGGUAAUCUUGCCCGGCUCCAAUCACUGCACUUGAACAACAACAGUUUGAUUGGAGAAAUACCUUCUUCAUUGAAGAACUGCACGCAGCUGGUCGUUUUGGACCUCGAGGACAAUAGAAUCUCUGGAAAUAUUCCAAAAUGGUUAGGAGAGAAACUUUCAUCAUUAAGGGUCCUCAAUCUAAGAUCGAAUAUGUUAAGCGAUAGCAUUCCUCCUCAGCUAUCACUCCUGUCUUCGCUUCAGCUCUUAGACCUUGCACACAAUAAUAUCUCUGGAAGGAUCCCGCAGAGUUUGGGCAAUCUCACCGCGAUGGCAGAAGGCAUUCAAGAAAGGGCAAAAACAAUGAACUCCAAGCACCCCUUUUACUACAAAGAGAGCAUUUCCAUAGUUUGGAAACAAAGAGAGACUGUUUUCCAAAAAACGCUUUCAUCAGUUGCUGGAAUCGAUCUUUCCGGGAUAAUCUCCGUCAUGCGAUCCCUACAGAGCUAA
This is a messenger RNA of Phoenix dactylifera (date palm), 2058 nucleotides long. Lineage: Eukaryota; Viridiplantae; Streptophyta; Magnoliopsida; Arecales; Arecaceae. The record is from RefSeq and is a predicted model, not a curated record.